Molecule: messenger RNA, 7040 nt
Organism: Erpetoichthys calabaricus (reedfish)
Lineage: Eukaryota; Metazoa; Chordata; Cladistia; Polypteriformes; Polypteridae
Gene: slc41a1
Product: solute carrier family 41 member 1
Exons: 11
Coding region: 1108-2676 (522 amino acids)
Biological process (GO): monoatomic cation transport
Cellular component (GO): plasma membrane
Molecular function (GO): monoatomic cation transmembrane transporter activity
Source: RefSeq, a predicted model, not a curated record
CUAUUAUAUACUGUCGGAGAUGCGGAAGAAAGGACUGGGACAAUGUAACGGGAUCGGAGAGGAGGCGUGUGCGAGAUGAGGGUGUGAGCAAGUAAGCCUGCGUAUCAAUCAGUAGAGCUGACUCGCUCGCAGCUGGCUGCGCCGUACUGGGCACGAUCGAUAGCACACGUCUGUUUGAAAAGCUUUGACAAGAGGGGGCAAUCGGAAUGGAAGAUGCUACUGUGAAGGAGGUGGUGAAACGCUACGCUACGCCAGUGUGGAAAACCGGGAGGACGAAUUUGCCCCCCUUUUAAUACCCACCACACGUUAUUGCCGCCCUGAAGGUUCUUCUCCUUUAAAUGAAGUGUGCGCGUCCACGUGUUGAAAGGUGAGCCUCUUCGACUGCAGAGUGGCCAGCGACUAACUUUGGCUGCUGAACAGAACCUAAAUUCAUUGAAGGGGAGAGGCGUCAAAGGAAGGGCUCGGCAGAAAAACAAAAUAGGACUUUUUACUUGGCUCUAAUCCUCAGUGCUGCCAAGUUACAGUAACGGAGUGCCUUCAUUUAUUUCUUUUACUAUGUGAUACACCAAACGCCACCCGCUAUUUUUCACACUGAAGGCCUUUUCUUUCCGUGUGUAUAUGUAAAUAUAUUAUUUUUUUUCUUCUGUUGACUUUGGACUACAGAUCCAGGGGGGAUGGGAAGGAGCUGUUAAAGACCCCGUUCCAAGCCAGCGAGGGCACUUUGGGACAAACACAUUGAAAUGCAUCCAGACGAAAGCUCUUUAAGCAUUUUGUGGGGAUAUCCCCUUGUUCUGCACGGAUGUUAGACAGAAUUGCAGAAGGACUGCACAAGCUAAAAGUGAAAGAGUAAAACGGACACAUUUUAUAUUUGUCAAUUUACCAAUCUGGAGUGCUUCUAUAACAAAAGGAGUCCUCGCCUUUAGGUGUGUACUGUGCUUCAUCCUCAGCUGCGCACAGGAUGCCAACUUUAUAGUCUUUAUGGACUUGUUUUCCUGUCAAAGCCAUUGGCUUACAAUACAUACAUCUGUAUUCAUAAUGGGAUAUCCUCAAUUCAUUUUAAAUAACCAACUUCUGUUUUUUAAUUUAAUUUGAGAAUCAAUCCCAGAAAUGUCUGUGAAUAUAGUAGAAUCCAAAAAGGACGCGGUUGUGCUUGCCUACCACCAGGCUAGCCCUCUGGUGCACCCGACCUUGGCAGUCCUGACCCCAGAUGAGCCGGUGCAACUGACUGACUUCCCAGGGCGAGGAGUAGAUGGGCUUGAUGGGGAUCGAACAGAAAUGGUGAUCAUGGAAUCGCGGGCCAACGCAAAGGGUGUGCGGGAGGAAGAUGCGCUCUUGGAGAAUGGCAGUCAGAGUAACGAUAGCGACGAUGUCAGCACAGACCAGAGCCAGGCCCCAGCAACGCCGCUCAAGGAAACCUCUUUUUCCAUUGGACUACAAGUACUUUUCCCUUUCUUGCUGGCAGGAUUUGGGACAGUAGCUGCUGGAAUGGUGCUGGACGUUGUGCAGCACUGGACUGUCUUUACCGAAGUAACAGAGGUCUUCAUCUUAGUACCAGCACUGUUGGGGCUGAAGGGGAAUCUGGAAAUGACAUUAGCUUCACGGCUGUCGACGGCAGCUAAUAUUGGACAGAUGGAUACCCCAAAGGAGUUGUGGCAUAUGAUAAUUGGGAACCUGGCUCUCAUACAGGUCCAAGCCACAGUAGUUGGCUUCCUUGCCUCAAUUGCAGCAGUCAUAUUUGGCUGGAUCCCAGAGGGACGCUUUAAAUUUGGUCAUGCGCUUCUACUCUGCGCAAGCAGUGUGGCCACAGCUUUCAUAGCUUCUCUUCUGCUGGGAUUGAUAAUGAUUGGAGUCAUUAUUGGAUCUAGGAAGAUUGGUAUAAACCCCGACAAUGUGGCGACACCAAUUGCUGCCAGCCUUGGAGACCUGAUUACUCUGGCGCUGCUGUCAGGCAUCAGCUGGGGUCUCUACAAAGAACUACAAGCCAAUGACUAUGUGAAUCCACUGGUGUGCACCUUCUUUGUGGCCCUGACCCCAAUCUGGAUUAUCAUUGCCCGCCGCAAUCCUUGCACAAGAGAGGUGUUAUACUCUGGUUGGGAGCCUGUCAUUAUUGCCAUGGCCAUCAGCAGUGUUGGUGGGCUCAUUUUAGAUAAGACUGUAUCAGAUCCUAACUUUGCUGGGAUGGCUGUUUUCACCCCUGUCAUCAAUGGUGUUGGUGGAAAUCUUGUAGCUGUGCAGGCCAGCCGCAUCUCAACCUACCUCCACAUGUGCCGGCUGCCGGGUAUUGAAACAGAGGUUCCUAAAACCUCGUGUCCCACACCCUGGAGUACCUUUUUUGGAUCAAAUGUGAACUCACGAUCUGCCCGUGUUUUGUUUCUUCUUGUUGUGCCUGGCCACCUGGUCUUCCUGUAUACUAUAAACUCAAUGCAGGGUGGCCAUACAACAUUAACAUCCAUCUUCAUUGCCUUCUACAUGACUGCUGCUCUCUUGCAGGUCUUGAUCCUGCUUUACAUUGCAGACUGGAUGGUCCAUUGGAUGUGGGGACGUGGAAUGGACCCAGACAACUUCUCAAUUCCUUACUUGACUGCCCUCGGGGACCUGUUGGGGACUGGAUUCCUGGCUCUGAGUUUCCAUAUCCUGUGGCUCAUUGGAGACCGAGACACAGACGUGGGUGACUAGACCUCACCUUGUCCCUUUUAUUCAUGGACUUGCUUUUUUUAAUUUAUUCCUUUUUGUGAAUAUAUUACUGCUCAUUAUUUUUCAAUGGGGAUUAUUUUCAUUGAAUGAUUAAUUGGUGCCAAUUCAUGUUGGCAAAAGUGAACUAAAAUAUGAUAAUGGUGAAGACUGUAAUAAUUGAUUGGCUAUUCUGUUUGACUUUUCUGUCACAUUAUGAUGGAUAAUAAUUGGGGAAGUUAGUACUGGGCAGGAUCUCCUGAGCCACCGAGGGUGGGGGGUCACACAAAUAACACAAGUGUGCCACAGCACAGAAAGGCGAAUUUAUCCAAUAAAUCAGGGAGCUUUGAGAAUCAGACGCAGAUAGAUUAGCUUAACUUAAAACAGUUUUUGGCUCUGCUCCUCCCCAGGUUCUUGUGUUUCGUGUUUGGCUUUGUAUUCCACAGAUUUCUUGGAGAUUUAUUAAAAUAUGUCUUUUUGCAGUAAUUUUAAAAGCAUAACUCUUCCAAGAUGAGGGUGGCACAGUGUAGUACUUGGUUUUAACUGGAGCCAUCUGGGAUCAUUUUACAGCCGGUAUGAUGCCUGCACAUUUGCAGUGAGUCUACACAGAUAGCUUGUUCCUUUAUCCCAGAUGCUGUAUGUGAAGUUUAAACUGAUUUUCUGUAUUCUGUAAAUUGACUCAUUGUGGAUGUGUGUUUGUGUGAGCCAUGUGAUGGAUUGGUAUCCCAUCCAGGGUUGCUUCUGCCUUGUAUCCAAAGCUGUCAGUUUACGCUCAAGCAAAUUGAUUGGAUGCAUUGGUGUCCAUCAGGUUAGCUCUAGGCUUUAUUCAUUCAUUGUUUGUUCAUUUUCUGAGAGAAUAUUUAGUUGUAGUAUGUUUUUAUCUAACUGCCACCCUGUCAAGAGGUGUUUACUGUCCUGUGCCUGAUGCUGCUAGAAGGCUCUUUAACAUCCAAUGGACCUGAAACUUCAUCAACAAUGAUGGAUGGACGAAUUUCUCAUCAAUGGUGAUGUUUAUCUUUGCAAGUGGCAGAUAAAUGGGAACUUUAAAAGUCAUGUGAAUAAGUGAGAGGAGCCUAUCAGCAGUUAGUUUACCUUGCAGAAAAUAAUGUUUUUUUAGGAAGUGACCGGGUAAUGCCCAAUAGCAAAGGCUUGGUAAUUCCAGGUGCCAGCAUCUUUUAUUGCGCACAGCUAUAGCAUGGCUAUUAGUCAACAUUACAGCAAAGAAGGUUCAUAUUCAGGCAGAGUAUUGGCUAAAAGCUGUACCUGCUGUAAGUUUUUUUUAUCAUUCAUCCUCACAUUUUCCUCUUUGAGAAAUCUGUGGUUAAAGCUGGCCGAUUUAGAUCUUAAUUUCCCUUUACCUGUGAAGAAAAUGCAUAUUGCAUUGUUUGGGGGAGAAAAAUCUGGAUUUUUUAGCUGCCAGUAAGAAGCAGUAAGGAGAUCAGUUUUCAUACUGUAUGUGACGGUGCCAGAUAUUGACAGGCUAAAGUUAACACUCACAAAAUAAGAUGGAACUAAUCUUUCUUGUUUGUGUUCAUGUUUGUUUCACAAAGAUGUGCAAUAGUCUGAAACCCACAAAAUAAUACAUAUAUGAGGAAAGAAAAAAAAAAAAUAUCGGGACCACCCUCAGUCUUGCUGUCACCCAACCCAGUACCCUCUUAUGCCCAAAAGGAUCAUUAUGGAACAGUCAUUUUGACAAGACAGUUUCUCUUUCCAGCUCUUUUUAUUAUGGUGCAGAUUCAGAGUGAUUACUAACCUUUAGCCUCUUCAAAAUGGGCAUUGUGAGAGUGCCAGUUAAGGAUCCCACUAGGAUCCCUGUGAAGGCCAUUUCCGCCAUCUGGUGUUUACACAGUUCCUAAAUCAGGCUUCUCAUUUAUGUUCUUAGACUGUUGAACACUAAGAAUCAGUGAGAAAAAAAAAUUCAGAUUUUUCGUCUUAGAUAGGCAUUUCAUAUGUUUUUUUUUUUUUUUUUUCCCCCUGUAGCAAAAGCUUGAGUAAUGAAGCGAGUUUGCACGAUUUCCCAACAAAUUAAUUAGCCUUCAUUUUAUGUUCCAUAAAACUUCUCAAAAUACUUCAUGCAUGUUGUGAAAGAAGUGGAUGUUAACUUCUUCAUAUGCCUGUCUGAUCUCGCCAAAGGCCACCAUGGUUUAAUCUGAUGAAAAUUUCUUCACUUCUUAAUUAUUAUAAGAUAGCUGAAUAGUACGGUGUAUGAAUGAUGAAGCUCCUUGUUAAUGGAAAUGUUUGGAUUCAAUCCAUGACAGCUGCACAUGUAUAUGUUUUUCAAAUUUGUGACAAAUCUUGUUACUUUUUAUUGAUACCAUAAAAGAGUAGUGAUUUUUUCAUUUAUUGCUUUAUUCAAGAUGAAAUGAAAUAAUACCCAACAAAAAUACCUGGAAAGAGUACUGCCCAAAAAUGUACAGACUCAUUUCAGUGGUAUUUUAAGAUUCUUUUAAUGUUUGCUCAGUGAGAAUGUAUUUUAAUUUUUCCCAAUCAUGUUAAUUGUAUUUAUCAAAUGUAUUAUUAUUUUUUGCUUGCCACAGUGCCAUCUGCUGUUUUUUUUUAAAAUGGAAGUAUUACAAACCUUACUGUUCAUUGUAUAAAAAUCCAUUCUGCUGGUUAAAUAUUAUGCAUAAUAUGUGCCAAAAUUAAAACUUAAAGAAAACAAAUAAUAAUUACUGCACAAAUAAAUAAAUAAAUCAACAGAUACAUUUUGAAUGAAAUAAAUCUCAUAUAAUAAUUUUAAAAUGCAUUAUAAAUAAAUUUACAGUACAAAUCCAUCCAUCCAUCCAUUUUCUAACCCGCUGAUUCCAAACACAGGGUCACGGGGGGUCUGCUGGAGCCAAUCCCAGCUAACACAGGGUGCAAGGCAGGAACCAAUCCUAGGCAGGGCAUCAACCCACCACAGGACACACACACACCUAACCUGCAUGUCUUUGGAUUAUGGGAGGAAAACGGAGCACCCAGAGGAAACCCACGUAGACACGGGGAGAACAUGCAAACUCCACCGUGCCGCCCUACAGUACAAAUAUAUAAAAUAUAAUAAAUUGUCAUUUAUUUCAAUUAUUAUAUUUAUUAAGCAGUACAGUUCAGUUUUGUAUUUUUCCCUAAAUUAACUUUAUGAGUUAGAGUCCCAGCCCAGACGCUGUCUUUGUGGAAUUCUUCCCAAGCCUGUGUUUCUCCCUAGUUUUCUUCCCACAACCCAAAGAUCAAUAGGAACUUAGAACUGGCCCUACAGGAGAGUCUGUACCCUGCAAUGACUGGCACCCCACUGAGAAUUGGUUCCCACCUUGCUUUCAUCACAGGUAUGAGCUUCCACUGACUUUCAAACGGAUAAGCAGGUUACAGAAUGUAUGGGAUAUUUAUUAAUUUAUUUAUUUUUAACUUUGGCACAAAUUAUGUGAGAAUUCCAAGAAUUUUGUAGCUCCUGAUUGUUUUUGUCGUGGCUUUAUUUUUAAAUUUGUCAUCUGCUAUGCCAUACAUGUUUGGUGGAACUGUAAGUUGUGAGAAUUGUAGUAUAUUUCUUGCACUUUUUGUACAGGUAUUAUGUCUAGUUAUGAAUGCAGUUCUUGGCUUCUUAACUGUAUAGCUUUUACCUAAGAGCCAGAGAAAAUUGGUGGGUAAUAUAUAUUUUUGAAGAGUAAUGAGUAAAACAUACAUUUAUAUUUAUUCUAUGAAUGACGGGUUUGUAUUGUUACCUAUCCUAGUUAUCUCUUGUGUGAACCAAGCUUGCAUCAUAAUGUCACCAAUUUUCUCAAAAAGUGUCACACAGACCCUUUCUAACAAGACCACCUUAAUUGUUUUCAUUCAUUAAAUCGAGUAAUUAGAUUUUUUGUUGCAAGACUAUCCAUUUAAUCUGUCAAUUUUAAACGAUGAUAAUUUGUAAGUAUUACAUCCUACUAAGGCUGUUUGCCAGUGGUCAGAUCAGGUUGGGGUUACAGCCACAUUGGUUAGCACUGUAGUGACCUCCACCCUGUGCCUCUGUGCCAGUUUUCUGUCCAGUCUAAGGUUUACAUUUUUAUUUAUUAGUUACCUGAUGUUUCUAUCCAUAUCAGUCUACCAACCCCAUUUUCAGAACAGUGCACAGACUUUAUUUUCUGAGCUUGGCACAAUGAAAAAUGUUUUGUUGUGUUAGGGUCAUAGGGUGACCCUGUUCUCCCCUUUUAUAUACUUUAUGAUAUGGACCUUAAUAAAAUGUCUCAAAUUCCAUACUUUUCUCUUACUGUAGUUCAGCACUUUCUCUUUCUUUUACAUCUAUAACCCCAGACAAUUUAACAUAGUACCAGAAAAGGCAGGAGAGAAGUUAUAAAUUUAUUUAUGUAAUAUUGAUAAUGUGCCCAAAAUAAUAAACAAUGCAAAUGUGAGCGUUGACAAAA